This is a messenger RNA of Nerophis lumbriciformis (worm pipefish), 2184 nucleotides long. The record is from RefSeq and is a predicted model, not a curated record. Lineage: Eukaryota; Metazoa; Chordata; Actinopteri; Syngnathiformes; Syngnathidae.
AUGACAAGGAGCAGAGACGGCAUCAGGAGCAGUGAACCAGACUCGGACGUUCAAUCGGACGAUGAACACACAAACAUCACGAAUGCCUUUGUUUUCAUGAGCACGUGCAUGAUGUAUAGCUCCAGGAAUCCUGAAAUGAACACCACGAGGAGGACUACCGCCGAGAAAAAUUAUGACGAGUUCCAGGAGCUCUCUGUGCUAUCUGUUCGCAAAGGUGCGGGGUUUUCUGACCAGCAUUUCAAUCUGAACAAGGAAGAGGCUGAUGAGGAUGGAGAUGAGGAUGGAGAUGAUACAGCUUCCUUGAGGUGGAAGGUUCAUGCGGCUAAAAUGCCGGACGAAGCUCUCAGAGUUUGCUUAAAAGAGCUCAAAAGACUGAAAAAGAUGUCCCAGUCCAUGCCUGAAUAUGCGCGAACUCGAAACUACUUGGACUUGAUGAUCGAGCUUCCCUGGAGCAACAACACCAAAGACAGCUUGGAUAUCCAAGCUGCCCGGACAUUGUUGGAUAAUGAUCACUACGCGAUGGAAAAGCUGAAGCGACGUGUGUUGGAGUACCUGGCUGUUAGGCAGCUGAAAGAUUCACUGAAGGACCCGAUCCUGUGCUUCGUGGGACCACCGGGAGUCGGUAAAACAAGUGUGGGGCGCUCUAUCGCCAAGUGUCUGCGCAGAGAGUUCCACUGCAUUGCUCUCGCCGGUGUAUGUGAUCAGUCGGACAUCCGAGGGCACAGACGUACUUAUGUAGGCAGCAUGCCGGGCCGCAUCAUCAAUGGUUUGAAGACGGUGGCCGUUAAUAAUCCAGUUUUCCUUCUGGACGAAGUGGACAAACUGGGGAUGAGCUGGCAAGGAGAUCCUGCAGCUGCACUGCUCGAGGUGCUUGACCCGGAGCAGAACCACAGCUUCACAGACCAUUAUCUCAACGUGACGUUUGACCUCUCUCAAGUGCUCUUCAUCGCUACUGCCAACACCACCGCCACCAUCCCGACCGCCCUGCUGGACAGGAUGGAGGUGGUGUGGGUGCCCGGCUACACACAGGAGGAGAAGUUGGAGAUAAGUAAUCGUCACCUGAUCCCUCACCAACUGGAGCACCACGGACUAUCACCUCAACAACUACGUAUACCACCAAAGACUACCAACGAUAUUAUAAACAGGUAUACGCGUGAGGCGGGAGUACGCUCACUGGAGAGAAAUAUUGGAGCCGUUUGCCGGGCUGUUGCUGUCAAGAUUGCUGAAGGUCAGUCAUUUCUUCAGUGUUGGAAUCCAUUUGGCCAUCACACACAGCAGAGAGUGAAGGCAGCCUCACCAAAGUUAGCGAUGCCGAUCGUGAUUAAAAACCGGGACCUGAAAGACAUCUUGGGAAUACCGUUCUGUGACCGAGAGGUUUCUGAGCGCCUGACCCUACCCGGUGUGGCUCUGGGCCUUGUCUGGACCUAUCUGGGUGGCGAGAUCUUGUUCGUGGAGGCCAGCCGAACGGAGGGCGAGGGUAAGCUGACUCUUACCGGUCAGCUGGGCAACGUCAUGAAAGAAUCGGCACAUCUGGCUAUCAGCUGGCUUAGAGCCAACUCCAAACACUACAAGCUCACUAACAUGACGGGGGGGUCAGACCCUAUGGAAGGGACAGACAUCCAUCUUCACUUUCCCACUGGAGCAGUGACCAAGAAUGGCCCCUCUGCUGGUGUUACGAUAGUUACCUGCCUGGCUUCUUUGUUCAGCGGGCGACUGGUCCGAUCGGAUGUUGCAAUGACAGGCGAAAUCACUCUGAGAGGCUCGGUUCUUCCGGUGGGCUGUAUCAAAGACAAGGUUCUGGCAGCGCACCGGGCGGGAGUCAAGCGUGUCAUCUUGCCCCGACGCAAUGAGAAGGACCUGGACGAGCUUCCUUUAAAGGUGCGGUACGACCUGGACUUUGUCACCGCCGACGACUUGGACCAGGUGCUGAAUGCUGCCUUUGACGGAGGCUUCCCCGGGAAAGAAAAAAAACAAGAGAAUGAUGGCAUCCUGCUCAAUGAGGAGAAACAAGUCCUGCGUGGAUGCUCGGAGGAAAGAGAUGGAAGAGGUAAGCAGUCAGACAUUCACCAUCUGGAGGACACCCAGGGUUCCGGGUUCCCAGUCGGAAGAGGGUGCUACGUAACCUCCGGAGAGAACGAGUCCAUCUGCCUGCUUAGAGUGUCUUGGGCGGUGGGCAAAACGUGA